CUGCUCUGUGAAACAAGUUUUUUUUUUAGUUUUGUGAUAUUUAUUCCUAAACUAAUCGUUAUAGUUUAAAUCUGAACAAAUGUGGCGCGCUGUCUAUUUGGUGUCGACAGUUCUAUCAUGGACAUUUCGACUUUGUGCCAUAUCUUUAUUAUUUGGAUUGAUCACCGCGCUUGCAGCUAGAUUUGGCCCCCGGACGGGAAAAAUUUGGUUCUUUGCUCGAUAUGCAUUCUGCACUUGGUAUCUCUGCUCGCUGAGUAUUGUUUUCUUGCCCAUAUUUAUCAUUCGAAAUCCGAAGGAUGUCGAUAAUUGCAGAUGGGCAGCAACAUAUCUGCGAUUAAUGGCCGCAGUUGUUGGUAUAAAAUUUGAGUUGCGUGGUUCUGAACAUCUAACACAACCUGCUUGCGCAUCUAUAAAAAAUUUUGAAAGUGGUGCAGUUAUCGUGUGUAACCAUCAGUCAGCCUAUGAUGUCGUGGGACUAUUUGAUAUUUGGGAGCAUCUGGGCCGCUGCACAAUUAUUGCUAAAAAGGAGUUGAUGUGGUUAAUACCGUUUGGACAUGCGGCUUAUUACGCUGGUGUUACUUUCAUCGACAGAUCACGCAGUCAAGAUGCUCAAAGGGUACUUCAGCAAACUGCAACGGCUAUGCGUGAACAAAGGACAAAGCUCCUCUUGUAUCCAGAAGGCACAAGAAAUAAAACUGAUUGUCCUGAGAAGUUACUUCCAUUUCGCAAAGGAGCUUUCAAAACGGCUAUGAACGCCAAAUGCCCAAUUAUUCCUAUGAUUUUUUCGCCUUACUAUUUCAUCAGAAGUAAAGAUUAUUACUUUGGAACAGGCACUGUGAUUAUAAAAGUUUUACCUUCUAUAGACACGUCCGCACUCGCCGACAGUGAAUUAGACAAGUUAGUAACAGACACGUACAACAAAAUGUCUGAAGUUUACGCUGAAUUAUCUGCAGAAGUAAACAAGGCGAAUAAUAAUAGUCAGCCAAAGAAGUUAUUGUAAAAUUGAUAAGUUACAAUUCAAUCCAUUAUAUAUAUAUAUAUAUAU
Molecule: messenger RNA, 1045 nt
Organism: Ctenocephalides felis (cat flea)
Lineage: Eukaryota; Metazoa; Arthropoda; Insecta; Siphonaptera; Pulicidae
Product: 1-acyl-sn-glycerol-3-phosphate acyltransferase beta-like
Exons: 6
Coding region: 80-1000 (306 amino acids)
Biological process (GO): phosphatidic acid biosynthetic process
Cellular component (GO): endoplasmic reticulum
Molecular function (GO): 1-acylglycerol-3-phosphate O-acyltransferase activity
Source: RefSeq, a predicted model, not a curated record